GCUUGACAGUCGAUAAUUACAUCAACGUUGAGUUGGAAAAUCGGAUUUGACAGAUUGAAAUGUCGACGAAAAUGGAGGGUGUCGAGAGACAGUCCGGCCCUGCAUGCGGCAACGACAAGGCAGGGCAAGGAGUCGACUAUAUGCAGACGCAAUCGCCCUUCUUUCGACUCCCGUCCGAACUACGCCAGCAGAUAUACCGCCUCCACCUGCAAUUCGCCAGGGACAAGUUCAUCAUUGCCAAGGUCUGGGCCCCCGACUUCGACCCUUUCUUCUUCUCCGACGAUCACCACCUCUCCUCAGACGGGGCCGCGACCGCGACAACCCUCCUGCAUCUAAUGACCACCUGCAAGCGUCUCUACGACGACCUCGCGCCCCUGGUCUUCGGCGAGGCCGCUGUCGCCAUGUUCAGCAUGCGGUACCACCGCUUUGACAAAGGCCGGCGCUCCUUCAUUCUAGCCAAGUCGGGGCACGCGCCGCUGCGCCUCUCGCGACUGCACAAGCUCGUCGUCAUGACCAACUCGCGCCACAACGCCGAGUGGGGCAACCUGGGCUGGGGAGCCAACCUGGCGCGGAUGCUCGACGGUGCCUCAGAGCUGCGUCAGCUGGUCCUCGAGAUGCACGCCAUGCCCGUCCGCGUCGCUGACGUGGACCGCUGGCUCGACGCCCAGGCCGACACGCUGCUGCCGCUGCUGCGCCGUCUGCCGAGGCUGGAGCGUGUCGUCUUCCGGAGCAAUUUCCCCGCGUGUUACCGCAGCGCCUAUGUCCCGGAGGUGCUGGUGGAGUUUCUGGGCGGGGAGUUGGGGCCUGGCGUUCAUGUUGUCGCAUCGGAGCUUGGCGAGCGAUGGUCAGUGGGGUAUUCUGCCGGCGAGUUUGCCUUGCGCGUCCGAGGGGAGCCCGACGGUCAUCCCUGACAUGUGAGGAUCAGUCCGGGGUCUCAAGGGAAGGUCGGAGUCCGCCUUCGUUCUAAAGGGAUGUGUAUGUGAGGAGUGUUACGAGGUAAGGAAGACAAAUAUGGAACUGAGAUUGCCGUUCAGGGGGGAAUCUACUGCAUGCGUUGCAGGGGAGACGUGUGGG
Phialemonium atrogriseum is the source of this 1074-nucleotide messenger RNA. RefSeq lists its product as uncharacterized. The coding region runs from base 60 to 911 and encodes 283 amino acids. The transcript has a single exon. The record is from RefSeq and is a predicted model, not a curated record. NCBI's taxonomy places the organism in Eukaryota, Fungi, Ascomycota, Sordariomycetes, Cephalothecales, Cephalothecaceae.